UCUGAACAUUUAAGUUGUGAGACACAUACUUGCUAUAGGAUACGACGCGCCUCAAAAAACGAAAUAAAGAAAUUAUAUUUUUGUAUGGAUUGCUUUGAUAAAAAGAUACUGGUCAAAAACAUGAAACAAUUAACAUUCAAGAUAUGCGUAUACGUGUUAUUGAGCCUCAAUGUUGUGAUAUUUUUCUCACAACUGCAUUUUAACUCGUGGAAUUCACUAAAUUUAAAUUGGGAAAGACGGAUACAAAGUUUAGACAAUGGUAGUGACGUCGGGAGCACAGAAGGCACGCCAAGGUUCUUAACGACGACAGAGGCUUCAGAUACGGUGACAGUACGGUCAACAGGUUGUAAAACCAAACCCAGGGUCAAGCUAAAUUUGAAUGCCGAUGACGUCAUUGUGUUCCUGCACAUCCAGAAGACAGGCGGCAUGCACCUGAGACGUUUAUUGGUUAGCUGGAUACAGGACGUACCAGAGUGCAGGUGCUCUGGGUUGUGCGUCUGCCAGACCGGAAACAACGUCACGUGGCUGGCGGCCUGGUUUAUUCGAGGCUUCACGUGCGGGCUGCACGCGGAUUGGACGGAGCUGACCGAGUGUGUGGAUACGUGGCUUAGGUCGGUAGAGCCUCAAAGGUCACACCGGAACUACCAUUACAUAACCUACCUACGAGAUCCAGUCAACCGUUUCAUCAGUGAGUGGAUGCACGUCAGACGUGGCGCCUACUGGCCCAAAGAAUACCUGUGUAACGGUAGAAACGCCACACCCAGUGAGCUGCCCAGGUGUGCUGGGGGAGGGCCGUGGCGUGACGUCACAUUUGACGAGUUCGUCGGUUGCAGCCAUAACCUCGCUUUUAACCGCAUGACCAGAAUGCUGGCUAACCUGUCUUUGGUCAACUGCUACAACAGAACUGGACUCUCCAAAGACUUCGUGGACAAGACUCUACUCAACAGCGCCAAGGAAAAUCUGCGGGCCAUGGAGUUCUUUGGCCUAACAGAGGAGCAGGAAAAAUCUCAGUUUUUGUUUGAGGUCACGUUUGGUGUGUUGCUGGCCAAACGAAUCAUGAAUGAUGAAUUUACCAGAGCGUCACAUAUUGAUGUCAAUCACACAAUGUUGUCAGUCAUUAAAGAACACAACGACCUAGACAUUGAACUUUAUAAGUAUGCUCGGGGAUUGUUUACACAGAGAGUGAUGGAGGCGGAGUCGAGGGUUGGUUGUAAUGCGAGUGUUUACUUACACAGUAGAUUUCCUGAUGAGUAA
This is a messenger RNA of Physella acuta, 1254 nucleotides long. Its product is annotated as heparan-sulfate 6-O-sulfotransferase 3-like. The record is from RefSeq and is a predicted model, not a curated record. NCBI's taxonomy places the organism in Eukaryota, Metazoa, Mollusca, Gastropoda, Physidae. Gene Ontology annotation, cellular component: membrane. Gene Ontology annotation, molecular function: heparan sulfate 6-sulfotransferase activity.